Messenger RNA from Varanus komodoensis (Komodo dragon), 4449 nucleotides. RefSeq names its product neurocan (gene NCAN). Gene Ontology annotation, molecular function: calcium ion binding; hyaluronic acid binding. Lineage: Eukaryota; Metazoa; Chordata; Lepidosauria; Squamata; Varanidae. The transcript has 15 exons. Gene Ontology annotation, biological process: cell adhesion. The record is from RefSeq and is a predicted model, not a curated record. Bases 1 to 4449 code for a protein of 1482 amino acids.
AUGUGCACGGAGGAAAGAAAGACGGGGAUACAGAAGGAGAAAGUCAAGAAAGGAAGGUUGAGGAUGGCCUAUGCAAUGGAAGAAGUUAGCCGCUGGCCGGUGCUUGGCUACCUACUUUUGCACGGCUUGGUCCUGGGUUUGCAGGACAACGGAAACGUCAUCACCAUCCACAAGGUCCACCAUCAGCCCCUCCGGGUCGGCCUGGCUGAGCCCGUGGCUCUGCCUUGCCUCUUCGUCCUGCAGCCGUCCACCGCCCUCGGCCCCAACGAGCCCCUGGACCCGCCACGUGUCAAGUGGAGCAAGGUGCGCUCGGCCGCCGGGCUCCCGGAGGACAUCUCCGUCCUGGUGGCCAGGGACAACGUGGUGAAGAUCGGCAAGGGCUACGAGGGGAGGAUCGCGCUGCCGGGGUACCCCCACCGCCGCGACAAUGCCACCCUCUUGCUCCUGGCCGCCCGAGCCAGUGACGCUGGGCUGUAUCGCUGCGAGGUCGUGGCCGGGAUCCACGACGAACAGGAUCUGGUGCCGCUGGAAGUCACAGGCGUGGUGUUCCACUACCGGGCCGCCAGCAACCGGUACGCGCUCACCUUCCCGGAGGCACAGAAAGCCUGUGAGGAAAACUCGGCUGUCGUUGCCUCUCCGGCCCACCUCCAGGCGGCAUUUGAGGAUGGGUUUGACAACUGUGACGCAGGAUGGCUCUCCGACCACACGGUCAGGUAUCCCAUCACGCUUUCGAGGCCUGGCUGCUAUGGGGAUCGCAACAGCCUCCCAGGGGUCCGGAGCUAUGGCAAAAGGGAUCCCGAGGAAGCUUAUGAUGUCUACUGCUUCUCAAAAGAGCUCCGAGGAAAAGUAUUCUAUGCCUCCAGCCCGGGCCGGCUGACGUUUUCCAUGGCCCAGAAGUACUGCUUGAGUCGUGGGGCCCAGCUGGCCACGACGGGACAGCUGCACCUUGCCUGGAGGGAAGGGCUGGACCAGUGCGACCCGGGCUGGCUUGCCGAUGGAAGCGUACGAUACCCAAUCCAAAACCCUCGGAAGAAGUGUGGGGGAGAGGAGCCUGGGGUGAGGACUGCCUAUCAGUUUCCGAACCGAACAGGCUUCCCAGAUCCAGCGUCGAAGUUUGAUGCCUACUGCUACAAAGCCAAGAAAGAAGGUGGCGUGAUGUCAGGGGAAGGCCCUACCCGGGUGGUCCACGAGCCCACGGACCUGUUCCCAGAGGGAAGCCACGAUUCGGGGAUCGAGAACGUCUUGGUGGAGCACGAGUCUGAGCUGCCCUUGCUGACUCAGAAGGAGCACCUCCCCAAGGAGGCCGACGAGUCGGUCAUGUCGGGGGACUCCAAGGAGUUCUCCCGGGACCCGUACAGCCCCUUGCACAAGCCUUCCGUGCCACUGCUGGAAGAGGAUGAGCAACUCCAGCUGGUGACAGAAAUGUGGGCGGAGCAGACGGCCAUCCCCCAAGGGCCCCUUUCGGCCGGCGGAGAGAACGGCGCCUCUCCGGAAGCACCCAGCGUCUCCGUUCUCAGCACCCCAGAUGAGGAACUGAGGCUGCAGAUGGUUGACCAGAACCCCCCAGGGGAGCCAAAGGCUACAGGCGCUGCCAAAGUCAACAUCACCGAAGAGUUGCCCAUGGCUGGCCAGACGCUCGGCCUGCUCCCCCUUGCAGGGGACUUUGAAGAUGACCAGGGGAUCACCCAUGCUGUGACCUGGCCACCUGGGACCCCUCACCGUAGGUUGGGCCUCGAAGAGACCGUGCCACCCGCCCCCCCACAGCCUUCUCAGACCCCCAUCCCGAAGGGACAUCCUGCCACAAGCAGCUUAGUCCUUGACCUGACUCACCCUCCUUCCACCGUGCCCACCCCCCCGUUGGCUGGAACCCCCAGAUCGUCCCGCAAGAGCGUUUACAUGGGUUUGAACGGGCGCUAUUUCCAGCAGUGGAGAGAGGAAGAGCUGGGCGGAGGUGCAGAAGCGAUCCCAAGCCCAACCUCGCCAGUGGCCCUGCCUGCCUUGGCUUUGGCGGCGCACAAGAUGGCGGACAAUUCCAUCGAGGCCUCUGCUAGGAUGGAUCCGAGCCCCGCAUCUGCCCAGGGAGGCGGAGUGAGCUACACGCUCUCUAACGAAGUGGAAGGGAACCGCUGGCAGCCAAUGGAGGGUCGGAUUUCUGAUCGCCAUGGAAACUACUACUGUGGGUUGUCCGCACUUGAGCAUCGAGACCAGCAAGAGAUCAUGCUAACUCCUUCCCAGCCUUGGAAAGACACGACUGCUAAGCAAGCCAGCCCCAUCCGGCACAUCCCGUCCACACCGGACAGCCCGGAGAGGACCACCCCUGCCGAGCAUCCAGGGGCUUCCUUAUUUCCCACGAUGAACGGGCUGCCUCGGUCUCCCGGGGUUGCCGUGACAACAGCGGGAGGCCUAGAAGCCGCUCCCGGAGGGACUGAUGUCCGAGGUGACCAUCCCCAGACCACCGAGAGCGGGGAGGGCUUCUCGGGCAACGGGGACAUGACUCCGGCAGUCCUGCGGGAGCUUCGUGCCGACGAGGCCAGCGGGGAACCCGAAAGCCGCUUUCGGGAGAGCCAGGCUGAGGCUGUGAGCUUCGUGCAGGCCCCCCCAGGGCUUCGUCUGGAGGCCGAGCCCCACCUGCCAGAGGCCACUCCGCGACAGAGAGAGCGCCACGUUCUGCAUUUCACGGAGCAGGAGGGGGCGACAAGCAUCCGCGGUGUGGCUGAGGAAGACGCUGUCCCGGAACGGUGGGCUGAGCUGAGGGACCAUGGACCGGUCACCCUCGCCCCCAAGGAACUGCUGUCCUCGACAGUCGGUGCCUUGCACCCACAGGCAGCUCAGCUCCAGUCCGGAGAGGAUGACCCCCGGCUGCCAAUCGGUGGCAGGCACGGUGGCGGGGCAGGCCAUGGCACAGCCGGGCCCGAGGAAAAGCCAGAUGUGGCACCCACGGGCGAAUCCAUGCCAACCAAGCUCGGGGACCCCCUGGAGCCACAGGGCGUCUGGGAGGUGGCCACUCGGACUACAGAGGGCCACGGGGUCUCCCAGCGUCACCGUGGGGAGACCACACUCCCUGAAGCCAGCAGCACAGUGGGAGGUGGCCCCUGGGAAGACAGGGGCACACCUUGGCCCCCCACCUACAGCACAGCUGGUCCGGCAACCCCUCCGUGGCCGUUCCUGGCCAAGGCCAAGACAGAAGCGGAGCCGUGGAGGUGGCAGGAACAGGUCUCUCUUUCGCCCUCCCAGAGCACGUUGGAUUCAGCACACCUGCAGCCACAACCUGUCGAGUCUGGAAUCUGGCUUCCCAUGCCGAGCACCGGGCCCUCCUUCCCGCCCAGCGAGGGUGCCCAGCAGGAUGACAGAGGGCACCUCCCCACUGCUGCAAGGGGGCCUCUCCCCAUGGAGACCGACAGCGGGAGUGGAGAGGAGAAAGGAGAGGUGCUGGCAGUCGGAGGGGGCGAUGGCCUGGCAUGGAUGGAGGAAGCCAACGCCAGCUUGCUCGCUGAGGAGGACCCUUGUGAUAACGAUCCGUGCCUACAUGGAGGGACCUGUCAAUCCAAUGGGAGCAUUUCCAGCUGCAAUUGUCCACGAGGCUUCACAGGAGAGAACUGCGAAAUAGACAUUGAUGACUGCUUGUCCAGCCCCUGCCAGAACGGAGGAACCUGCAUAGAUGAGAUCAACACCUUCGUGUGUCUGUGCCUGCCCAGCUACGGCGGGAACUUGUGUGACCGAGAUACCGAGGGCUGUGAUCACAACUGGCACAAAUUCCAAGGCCACUGUUACCGCUACUUUGCACACCGGCGUGCCUGGGAAGAUGCUGAGCGGGAUUGCCGGCGCCGCUUGGGGCACCUGACCAGCAUCCAUUCCUGGGAAGAGCACAACUUCAUUAACAGCUUUGGGCAUGAGAACACAUGGAUUGGCCUCAACGACCGCAUUGUGGAGCAAGAUUUCCAGUGGACAGACAACACAGCGCUGCAAUAUGAGAACUGGCGAGAAAACCAGCCGGACAAUUUCUUUGCGGGCGGUGAGGACUGUGUGGUUUUGGUCUCGCACGAGACAGGGAAAUGGAAUGAUGUCCCGUGCAACUACAAUCUGCCGUAUGUCUGCAAAAAGGACACAGUGCUGUGCGGCCCGCCCCCCGUCGUGGAAAACGCCUACCCCAUCGGCAAGAAGAAGGGAAAGUACAGCGUCCACGCAACGGUCCGCUACCAGUGCGAGGAUGGCUACCUGCAGAGGCACCUGCCCACCAUCAAAUGCCACGUCAACGGGACGUGGGACAGGCCUCGGGUCCUGUGCACAAAAAACGGUCCCACAGAACCCGGCGGCACCGCCGCCACCAUCACCAGCACCACCAGCAUCACCGCCACAAAUCCCGCAAGGACCGGCGGAAACACCCGAAGCCGCACCCGAAGCUGGACUGGACGGAGGGCGACAGCAGCUACUUUUAACCACAGAGCCUGA